AUGAAUGAAGACGAACAAAGAGAAUUGAGAAGAGCAUUGAAGAUAUCACAAUGGGAAGAUCAGAGGCAGGAGGACGAACUGCAACGUCGGGUGAACCUUACUCGAGACGAGGAGGAAAGGCGACGACCAGGCGAAGGGAGGCUUAGCGUGAUAAGAGGUCGUCACCAUGAGGAGGAUGGAGGAAACCUGAACCAAAAAGUCCUGAACGAGUUGAGAGACAUGAGGGCUUUAAUUAAUAACUUACGAAGAGGUGGAAGAGUACAGUUAGCAGAAGCAAUAGAGGAAGCAGAUAAGUCGCUAUUCACCUAUGAGAUCAUGCAUACGGACAUCCCGGAGAAAUGCGUAUUACCAAUGCUUGCAAGCAUAUUCAUUGGAUCGGAAAGUGCAGUGCAAUACUUGAAACAAUAUACCCUUUCGCUGAUGCAAUGGGGCCGAAAUGAUGCAGUACUUUGUCGAUAUUUCACCGCGAGCUUAACAGGGGAGGCAUUAACCUGGUUCGAUGGACUCCCGGAAAAUUCAAUAUCAUCAUUCAAAGAUUUUCAGUGGAUAUUCUUGACGACGUACAUAAGAAACAACUUGUUGAGACCAGGGAUAAAGACAAUGUUCAACUUGAGGAGAAGGCCAACAGAAAGCUUGCGGGGGUUGGUCACGAGAUGGAGAACAGUGUGCAGCGAGUUAGCCGGGAGAGUUGAUGAAAAAAACUUCAUCUUAGCCUUCAUGAAUGCUUUGAUCCCAACGGACCUGCUGUACACACAGAUAUUCAUUAUUCGAAACUCGAUAACGAUGAAUGAGCUGAGGGAGUACCAGGAGGAAUACAUAGCGUUGGAGGAAAACCAGAGGCAGGUCAGCGAAAUGACGUUGGCCCCAGCGAAAUAA
Molecule: messenger RNA, 876 nt
Organism: Papaver somniferum (opium poppy)
Lineage: Eukaryota; Viridiplantae; Streptophyta; Magnoliopsida; Ranunculales; Papaveraceae
Exons: 1
Coding region: 1-876 (291 amino acids)
Source: RefSeq, a predicted model, not a curated record